GAUGUGAGGGAAUUCUCUUAAUUGUUUUCUGGCUUGAAAACAGGCUCCCACUGCUCCACAGUGUGAAGCACUGAGCUUGUUCAGAAGAGAAAAUGCAGAUCUGCUUAAGUGGUCCAGUAUGUCCACAUUGCCAACCCACACGACAACUGAGGCUGGUAGGAAGCUUUGUAAACUAUCCGUGAACGUGGCAUGGGUCAUGCAGAAAGGGAUGAGGCCGGGGUGCAGGUGGUGAGCUCCUGGUUCAGAGAGUCACUCAUGAGCAGCGCUUCACCGGACAUCAGCAGCAGCAUUGUUCCCUGGCUUAUCUGUCUGUAAAAGAUCCGCUCGCCCGUUUGCAGCCUGCAGACCCCAGCGCUUUUUCCUUCUUUCCUAGCCUACUGCUGGAGCCCCUAGGCCACGCUGCCUCGUGUCAUGGAGUCAACGGUCCCUUUAGAAGCCAAGUGGUAGCUCAUGCCGGGUCUCAUCAGAUCCAUCGCUCUCGUCUGACGUCAGGGCACUGCUGAGCAGGGACAACCCGUUCUGAACUGGCCCACUGCCACCUACUCGAGACACCAUCACCUUGCACAGCGGACAGGGCUCCAAGAUCACAAGGAGCAGCAGUCCCAUCUUUUCCCUGCCUUGUCCCCUGGGUCCUCCCAUGGCUGCAGAGCCAGGAGCUCCUACCCCCUGCUACCUGCACCCAGGAGGGGCGAAGCGAGUGCUCACAAUUAGAGCAGGGGCAUGACCUAACUACUGAUGGAGAGAAGCUCAGCAGUGUAUUGAAAAGAUAAACCAGCUCAAGCAGAGCAGGAAAACCCUCAGGCUUGCAGCUAGGGAGGGGAAUAAAGGUGAGGAAGCACUGUUUGCUCUCUGCCACUAAACCAGGUCUGGGAAAGGAGCUCUUGAACCCAGGUAGGGAUGCUAAUAAUUAUAAACCACCUUCUUGCAGGCACCUCUCAUCCAGCAGUGUCCACGCUUGCGAAUGACCACACCGAGGGUGUCCUAGGGAUGUUGCAGCUUUGUGAAAAGCUCAGCUGAGGGGUGUGGAAGGAGAAGGCCCGUUAACUCAUGGGGUCUUCUUUCUUGUCAAGGGCACAGUGGCAUCCUACUCCCAUUACUGGAAAGCAUCAACGGGCAUUGCCUUUGUUGUACGCCCGAGAGUCUUCCCCGCUGACAGCGAGAUGAGGAAUCGCACAUCACGCGGGAUGAUGCAAAUAGAAGAGGGCAUUGCAGGCUUCUCUCCUGCUCGGGAAAGAUGUUUAUUCAUCUUUUUUCCUCCCCCAGACUCUAGUACAUGAUACAACUGCUAUUUAAAAGCGCAUAGAAGGCUGCAUUCGUGGCUGAGCAGGCACAGCAUGGUGGGUUUCUAUUUUUAGGCUCAGCACGGCUGGCGACGUGUAGGUGUCGUGAGGAGCAGAGAGGCUGAGGGGAUUCUCUCGCCGCAGGGAUGCGGGGGCAGGCGCACGAGUGCAGCACACGGGCUUUUUUUUUCGUCAAGCUGCCUUUUUCUCCAGCUCCCUCCCCCUUCUUCCUCCUGCUGCUCAGUCACUCUCUCUUCACUCCCCCGCCUUUUCUUCAGGUGCUGAUGGCAGGGAGACAGUCAAACGUGUUUUGAAACACCAUGAGCAGCCUAGGUGCAGGCAGCAUGGAAAGAGAAAAACCUCUUCACACAAAUAAAUGCCUUUAUGCCUUGAUGAGGCAAUUUUUUGUUUUCUAUGAGCUGACCAGGUCUAUUUAUACUCUAGCUCCGUGCCUGGGCUGUCCCAGUGUGUGGAAGAGCUCAGUGGCAUAUAUGUGUGUGUGCAGACUGAGUUCUGUGUCGGGUCCCAACAUCUCUGGUCUUUGCUCUCUGUCUCUCCUGACAGCCUUGUCAAAGCAAAACUGCCUGAAGUUCAAAGUUACCUCUUGAAGGACAGCCAGGGUCUCAGCCAGGGCUGCUUCCAGGGAGAUCUAGGAGCUCUGCUCUGCCCGGACUGCCUGCUAGGCUAGCGCAGGAUGGGAUCUGCGGUGCUGGAACGGGACAGGUUGGUGCAGCCUUGAGGCUGUGGUGAGGUUGGAUGUGCCUGGGUAGAGGACGCUAGAGGGAAUUGGAGAUCUGGAUGAUAAAGUGAGUGUUCCCUAACCAACCACCUGGGAAUCCCCAGCCUCUCUGAAAAGAGGCCUGAAAUAAAACGGCAGGAAGAGUCGAACCCCUGGUCUGUACCAGGGCUGUGGAGCUCUGUGCUGCAAUUGCCUUUGCCCUCUGCCUUAUCCUCCUGAAUUGUGUGGGCACGGGAAAGACAGCAGCUCUCUUAACUUUUGUAGAGCUAAAGAGCUUAACUUUUGAAGGCAGGUGCAUUCGUUACAAAUCUCCUAGCAUCUUCUGGAAGCUGGAAGGGAACAGCCACCACUCAAAGAGCUGUGGCCUAUAAGGUCACUCUUGCCUUUUAGGAUGUGGGCAAGAGUGAUGUUACGAGAUUCCCUGGUUAUUUUUUGUUUAGGCUAAGCAGGAUUGAAAUGUUCCCUGUCUCUAGUGGUAUAUUUAAGCUGUGUUUGAUCAGUGCAGGACUGGCACGCUCUGGUGAGACUUCUGAGAUCAAUGCUUCUGCUGAUAUUUCAUGGAAAUGCACCUUGUUAGGCAGAUUUGGAGAUGGUGCAACUUCCAGGUAACCCAAUGUGAGUGCAUGUGUUGUAGAACAGUGCCCUUCUGAGGGAAGGUAAGGAGGACAUCGAUCCAAAGAUGAACACGGCUGGGAAGCAGUGAGUGUCACAGAACAGAGAAGAGUCUCAGCGUGGCUUUGUAUUACUUCCGUUCCUCCAGGGACUGUCUCCUCCCUGUUGCUGCUUUAUGAGCAGGAUGAUGUUUCCCUGGCAGGGGCUGGUUAGGCAGGAGCUGUUCUUGUGCAGGGUCUUUGAGCGGUGGUGGACAUACUUGGGGACCAUGGGAAUUGUCUGGGGCUAGAGCUCUUCCUGCCUGGGUAAUACUUUGAUUUUCCCCCAUCUCAGUGCUGGUGAGAAGGCAAAGCCCAGCAUCUACCACCUGCAGCCAUGGAAGGGGGUGUGCAGCUCCUCAACCGCGACGGCCACAGCAUCUCCCACAACUCCAAGCGACACUACCACGACGCCUUCGUGUGCAUGAACCGCAUGCGUCAGCGUGGGCUGCUCUGCGACAUCGUGCUCCACGUGGGCACCAAGGAGAUCAAGGCUCACAAAGUGGUGCUGGCCUCGUGCAGCCCGUACUUCCACGCCAUGUUCACAAAUGAGAUGAGUGAGAGCCGCCAGACCCACGUGACGCUGCACGACAUUGACCCGCAGGCCCUGGAGCAGCUGGUGCAAUACGCUUACACGGCUGAGAUUGUGGUGGGCGAGGGGAAUGUGCAGACACUUCUUCCUGCUGCCAGCCUGCUUCAGCUCAAUGGUGUGCGGGAUGCUUGCUGCAAAUUCCUCCUCAGCCAGCUCGACCCAUCCAACUGCCUGGGGAUCCGGGGUUUUGCUGACACACACUCCUGCAGCGACCUCCUCAAGUCUGCACACAAGUAUGUCCUCCAACACUUCGUGGAGGUGUCCAAGACAGAGGAGUUCAUGUUGCUGCCUCUUAAGCAGGUGCUGGACCUCAUUUCUAGUGACAGCCUCAAUGUGCCAUCAGAGGAGGAGGUGUACCGGGCUGUGCUCAGCUGGGUCAAACAUGAUGUGGACAGCAGAAGGCAGCACGUCCCCAGGCUUAUGAAGUGCGUGCGGCUGCCCCUGCUGAGCCGGGACUUCCUCAUGAGCAACGUGGACACGGAGCUGCUGGUGCGGCAUCACUCGGAGUGCAAGGACCUGCUGAUCGAAGCCCUCAAGUACCACCUCAUGCCGGAGCAGAGAGGGGUCCUCAGCAACAGCAGGACGAGGCCGCGGCGCUGCGAGGGGGCCAGCACCGUGCUCUUUGCUGUGGGUAAGGCCCUGCCACACGCUCGCGCACAUGCCAAGCCCUUCCCAGGGCCUUUGCACUGGUGUUUGCUCUCCUUUGCCAUCCCCUGCGCAGGUGGGGGAAGCCUGUUCGCCAUCCAUGGGGACUGCGAGGCCUACGACACGCGGACGGACCGGUGGCACAUGGUGGCCUCCAUGUCGACGCGCAGGGCCAGGGUGGGCGUUGCUGCCAUCGGGAACAAGCUGUAUGCUGUGGGCGGCUAUGAUGGGACCUCUGAUUUGGCCACAGUGGAGUCCUAUGAUCCUGUCACUAAUUCUUGGCAACCUGAGGUGUCCAUGGGCACCAGGAGGAGCUGCCUGGGUGUAGCAGCACUUCAUGGGCUUCUCUAUGCUGCUGGGGGGUACGAUGGGGCCUCGUGCCUGAACAGCGCAGAGCGGUACGACCCUCUGACAGGCACCUGGACAUCCAUCGCUGCCAUGAGCACCAGGAGACGCUACGUCCGGGUGGCAACGCUAGAAGGCAACCUCUAUGCUGUUGGGGGAUAUGACAGCUCAUCCCACUUAGCCACAGUAGAAAAGUAUGAGCCCCAGAUCAACACCUGGACGCCCAUUGCCAAUAUGCUGAGCCGCCGGAGCAGUGCAGGAGUGGCUGUGCUGGAGGGGAUGCUCUACGUGGCGGGUGGCAAUGAUGGGACCAGCUGCCUUAACUCCGUUGAGCGCUACAACCCCAAAACCAAUACGUGGGAGAGCGUGGCGCCCAUGAACAUCCGUAGGAGCACCCACGACCUGGUGGCCAUGGAUGGGUGGUUAUACGCGGUGGGCGGCAACGAUGGGAGCUCCAGCCUCAACUCCAUCGAGAAGUACAACCCCCGCACCAACAAGUGGGUAGCAGCCUCGUGCAUGUUCACGCGCCGGAGCAGCGUGGGGGUGGCUGUGCUGGAACUCCUCAACUUCCCACCCCCCUCCUCGCCCACUUUGUCGGUGUCUUCGACGAGCCUUUGACAAAGAAUCAGGACCUACCUUACCUCAAGGGGACAGGGGUGCUUGGCAGAGCACUAGGCCAGCAUGGCCCACCCCGCGGGGCAGCCGGUCGCUGUAGGAGGAGAGCGAAGGUACCGGCUGCUGCCUCCAGCCCCAGCACUCCUGUGAACCCCCGGAGCAAUCCCCACUCUUGGUGCACACAUCGGAUCAGCACGACCACAGCAGUUAGAAAUGUGCUUCCUGGACGAGCACCCUCCUAAUAGAGGGCGAGGAGAGGGGGUGCUCUCCACUCCGUUCAGACUCAUCUCACCACUCGCCCAAAGAGUGUAUAUUUUCUUUGGGUGGGGGGGGAACUUUAAACCAUUGCUGCUUCUUGGAUUCCCGUGAUCCAGCCGGUGCCACACAUACGAGCACAGCCAGCCUUGGAGGCUUCCAGGGGCCCUGUGGGGUGGCAGAGGUGGACAGCACUCCUCCCAGGGACACGGCUGAAUGUGCAACCGCUCCUCUGAAUGUCACUGUAGCCAAACUCUUUACCAAGCCUAUUGUGCACUGUUAAAGACUCUGAGGCCACUGUAUGGUUCUCAAUGGUGUCUAAUUGAUGCCUUAAAAUACACAAACAAAAGAAGCCCAGCUAAGGGACAGGGCCUGGAGGAGGUGAGGUUUGGGGACAAAACUGGAUGCAGCAUCCUGAGCCCUCCAGCGUUUCCAUACUGUCACUGAGAUCCCAGCUGGCCAUUGCUCUGGGGAGCCCCCAGCCAGGCGGAUGGGUUGAAUGACCUUGUCUGCACCCGUGCCAUCGCUGUCCCGGGUUCAAGUGACUGUGCGGCUGCCUGCUCUCCGCACGCGGUCCUGGUUCACAGUUUGGCUGGGAACGGAUCAGCCUGUUUGCUCUUCCCCUCUCUGCAAAGCAGAUUCUGGGUUUAUGGAAAGGUAUCGGUUCUUAAAGAAGAACAGUCCAGCCUUCUAAAUGAGGAGGAUUGCCUGGCAUUACUUUUUUGGGUGUUAAUUUUCUGCCGUUUUUUUUUAUUUGAAUGCUAAUAUUUUAAUUUUUAAUGACUUCAUAUCCCUUUAUUUUUUACACUCUCUUGGUAUUCCCCAACCCAUCUGCUUUUAAAGGCCGCAGAAGGGAUGCAAUUACUUUUCUCAUUUGUUGAUGAGAUGAUGACUGUGUCCUGGAAGAUGUUCUCUAUAGAUAUGUGGGGGUGUGUGCGUGUGUGAGAUACACUGUAUGUGCAGUGAAAACAGCAUGGAAGGGACCAUUUGCAAUUAGCGACUCCCUGGCAAUUAAGCAACCACUUGAAUUAACUAAAGGUUGAAUAAAUUAGUACUGUAAGUCACAGGCCUGUCCUAGACCCACCUGUGCCAUGGAACCUCUUGGAUGAUGUUUUCAGUGCGUAUGCUGUAGGGUGUGUGUAUGAGCCUUGAACUGAGACAUAUUAUCAGGUGUUCUCCACAUUAUAGAGGAAUGACUCAACCACUGGUACCUCAAUAGUGUUCAAAUGUAGCAUUGGAAAUAUGGUCUAACUGUUUGUUUUGAACUAAUUCCUUUUUCCCCCUGCUCCUGCUCGUUUCUCAUUUACAGAGUUCGGAUUUCACUUGUGAUGGUAUUUGUUGGCCUACAUUUUCGAGUGGUUAGGGAUUUCUUUUCUCUUUUUUCCUUUGGGGUGAAAGGAGAGUUUGAGACAAGACAGGGGCUCCCCAACUUAAGACAGUUUUUAUGGUGAUCUGAUUUCUCCUGGAUAGGUGCCUGCAUGUUUUACAAGCCCAUUUACAGUGCCUAAUGUUGGACACCUGAAAUUACCAGCAGCUUCUGAAAAUCUGGGCUGCUUCUCCCCCCAGCCUCUCCCCAAGGACAGUCUGGGCUUCUCAGGCUGAGGCGGCCUUUUUGGCUUUUCGAACAGACUCUAAAUCUGCUUUUUGUUCCCCUCUCACUUGCCAAGCCUCUGCCCCAGCCUGUCACCGCUCAGCAGCUCUCCCAUUCCUCCACUGCAGAGGAUCCUGCAAAUAUUCAGGCUCUGCUCGUGCAGGUGCCUCUCAGUCAACGUGGCAGUAGGGCUGCCGUAAGUAGGUCACAGGAACGUGCUUUGUUUGAAGAAACGAUGAAAUUGGUGAAAUCUGCUCUGUUGCAUGCGUGUGCCUACGCACCAGCGAGGUCUCGAUCCUUCCCAUCCCAUUCCUAUAAGCAACAUCAGGAUUUUAGUCUUUUGCUGGACUCGCAUUGUCCAGCGUGUUCAAGGUGCCCCUGGCUCCAGGGUCCUCUUUGGUGGAGGAUCCGCCUAAAAGCCCCACGAAAGGCCGUGUCAGAAGUGAAAGGUGCUGGUGCUGCCGAGGCCUCCGCGUGAGGAAGGGUGGAAGGAGAGCAGAGCCCAGCCAGCCUGCUGAAGGGAGACAAGGACGGGCAGGGCUGGGCCGGAGGGGAACUGCUGAAGGGAGAAAUAGGGCUGAUUUCAAACAAGGAAUGAGUUGUGACAGCAGUGGCUCAGCACUGGUCCAACUGUGGCCGCUGUAGCGUGAAGGGGGGCUGCUGCCUUAGGGGGGUGGCAGGCAAAACCAGAAGGGAAGCGAGCAGUGUAGCAGGCCAAGGAGAAUUUUUGUGCCAUGUGCCCUUGGCCCCAGUUGUAAUCUUUAGCAAUUUAUACUACAAAUGGUGUGCAAUGCUGUCCUGCCUCUUGAGGAUCAGGGAAACGGGCAGUGUGACUCCUGUCACCCACCGGCUGGGUCCUGAGCAAUAUCACCACUGAGCCUGUCCUGCAGAAACCUGGGGAGGAGGGAGCCUUUUGGGUCUCCGAUGUACUAACUAUGCAGGUGCUCACUGCUUUCCUGUAAAAGAGAAAGAAGGAAGGAAAGGGCAAAAUAGCUCCCCAGCAGCUUGCGGGGGUCCAGAGCACCCCGACCCACACUGUGUGGACACGAGGUGUCAGCAUCUGCCCUGGGAGAUCCCAGGGUGGAAUUGCUUCUGGUGCUGCACGUCCCUCGCUGAGGAGGAGGCCUCGGGGAGGGGAACGUGCGUCUGUGUCUGUCUGUCUGUGCGUAGUACCCUAUCUGAGGGGAGGAGAACUGUCAACUCUGUGUGGCUUCUCUGCCAGUUUUAGUUAGUGGUGUCUCACCCAAAAUGUUAUUUGUGCGAUUUCCCAUGUGAGCUUUUCCCAGCGGAGGAGCACUCCUGAGCGGGUGGCUCCAGGCUGCGUGUGUUGAUGUGUUUUGCCCAGGGACCCCGCUGUCGGUCUGCAGUGAGACGGCGAGGCCAGGCAGGAGCCCUUGCCCCGAUGCGGGGGGAGAGGCUCACUUGGCCUUCCUGGCAGGCAGACCUGGUCUACUUCCAUGUCAAACCGUCGUCACUUUGAUUUCUCUGUAAGUUAUCUGACUUAUUUAUGUGGAACUCUGUUUCUCUGAAUUUUUUGCACUACAUGGGAUUGGGGAGGGGAUACAAGCAAUAGAAGCCAACAUGUACAAUAAAGACGUUUUCUUGAA
Athene cunicularia (burrowing owl) is the source of this 8319-nucleotide messenger RNA. It is a transcript of the gene KLHL17, whose product is annotated as kelch like family member 17. The coding region runs from base 3007 to 4869 and encodes 620 amino acids. The transcript is spliced from 11 exons. The record is from RefSeq and is a predicted model, not a curated record. Gene Ontology annotation, molecular function: protein binding. NCBI's taxonomy places the organism in Eukaryota, Metazoa, Chordata, Aves, Strigiformes, Strigidae.